Rhopalosiphum maidis (corn leaf aphid) is the source of this 777-nucleotide messenger RNA. RefSeq names its product acyl-CoA-binding domain-containing protein 1-like. The record is from RefSeq and is a predicted model, not a curated record. Bases 28 to 717 code for a protein of 229 amino acids. NCBI's taxonomy places the organism in Eukaryota, Metazoa, Arthropoda, Insecta, Hemiptera, Aphididae. The transcript has a single exon. Gene Ontology annotation, molecular function: fatty-acyl-CoA binding; protein binding.
CUAUUAGUAUAAUAUAUAGUUUAAGUAAUGGAUUUUAAUUUUGAAAAUUUAUCUGCUCGGUUUGAUAAAGCUGUCUCAUAUAUUUCUGGAUCUAAUUUAUCCGAUGUUGACGUGCAGCUUAAAUUGUAUGGGUUUUAUAAGCAAGCAUUGGUAGGUACAUGUACUCAACCAAAACCUUCGAUAUUUGACCUAAAAGGUCGUAAAAAAUGGUAUGCCUGGUCUGAAUUGGGUACAAUGACCAAAGAAGAAGCUAUGACAUCAUAUAUAAAUUUAGUAACAUCUAUUAAUCCAAACUUUGAAACAGAAAAAACUGGAUGGGUAACAGUUAGUACAUUUGUCAAUGAUGAAAAACCACUUUCAGAAAACGAAAAAACCAUUAGUGAUUGGGUUAAAGAUGGAGACUUAAACAAAAUAAAGACUUUUAUAGGCAACAUAAAUGUUAAUGAUAGUAUGGGAAUGGCACCAAUCCAUUGGGCUGCAGAUCGUGGAGAUUUCGAUAUUUUGAAAUUUUUGGUGGAAAAUCAUUCAGCUGAUGUUAAUUUUCAAGACAAUACACGCCAAACAGCUUUACAUUAUGCUGCUUCUUGUGGACAUGAAGAAAUUUGCAAAUAUUUGGUUAGUAAGGGCGCAAGAAUAAAUAUUGAAGAUGAAGAUGGAAUUACUCCUUUAGAAAUGUGUACGGAUGAAAAAUUAAAAUUACUAUUAUCAAUAAAUUAAAUCUUAUGUUUAUACACGAUUAAUUGUAUAUAAUUAAAUUUCAAUAUGUUAAAACCAAGU